GCAAAUCUCCAUUUUCAGAUCGAUACAGCCUAUACGAAAGAAGAAUUAAUGGCUAAGGGAGGAAAGCAGAAAAGGACUGAAGCCGAUGAAGCAGGAAACAGGCGAGGACCAGGACGUCCACCAUUGCCUGAAGAAGAAAGUAGGAGAAGGAGAAAUGAACAUAGUAAGAAAAGUCGGGCAAAUAAGAAGUUUGAACGCGAAAGAUUUGAGGCCUUUGUUAUGCAGCCCGAAAAUAUUGACAAGUACGAAGCCUUUAAAGAAGAUUACAACAAAAGAAAUGGAGAAAGUUCAAAGAAGGAUGGAACAAACAAAUCCUUUGAUGUUGAAAUGUUGACAGCAUCCUCAAAUGUUGCCUCCAAUUAUGAGGGAGAAUUUCAGUCCAGCUUCACUUGGACUAAGCCAUUGACUGCAGGUGUCAUGAAUUCUACUGGUAUUGGAGGCAGGAUAGGCACCCCAUCUGAGCCUCUUUUCCCAGUUGGUGAUUUUCGAUCUAGUAAGUUUAUGGCUAGCGCUAGCCAGACUGCACACCAAUCAGACCUUGCAUGGCCCAAGAGUCAGAAAUUUUUGCAACAAGCACAAAAGCAGCACGAUACUUGUGUUGCUAAGCGCCCAUCUAGCCAUGGAUUCGACCAGAUGGAAUUGCAACACCAAAUGUCAGAGAUGCCACUGCAGGUGGAGGUUCAGAGAUCUGUUGUGGCAAUUCUUGCACAGUAUGGACUUUCCCUACAGACAAGUGCUCCUAUUGUCUCUCCUGCAGUGCCUCAUCAUGACCCUCUUAGCAGGCAAGGAACUAAUGCUGCUGCUGGAUCCUCUGGUGGUCCCACAACCCAGUCAUCCACACAUAAUGGAGAGGUUUUAACUUUACCUUGAUCUCACUUUUAUGUAGUUUCUUAUGGGACAUGUCAAAUGGAUGAUGCAUGUUUUAUGUUUAUGUUAUCGUAGCUGUGGAUCAGAGUAGUGCACAGGACAAGCUCUGUGCAAGAAUAACCGUAAAUAGAUAAGCUAAAGCAUGAGUAUGUAAGUUCUUGAAUGAGAAAACAGUCUAGUUAAUCUAGCUUGUACAUGGCUGAAAUAGCUAAUAAGUUUCAGUGUCAAAC
This is a messenger RNA of Rubroshorea leprosula, 1097 nucleotides long. The record is from the annotation of a GenBank genome assembly. NCBI's taxonomy places the organism in Eukaryota, Viridiplantae, Streptophyta, Magnoliopsida, Malvales, Dipterocarpaceae.